Molecule: messenger RNA, 6693 nt
Organism: Trichomycterus rosablanca
Lineage: Eukaryota; Metazoa; Chordata; Actinopteri; Siluriformes; Trichomycteridae
Gene: plekha1b
Product: pleckstrin homology domain containing, family A (phosphoinositide binding specific) member 1b
Exons: 13
Coding region: 351-1562 (403 amino acids)
Source: RefSeq, a predicted model, not a curated record
ACUCAUAGCAUGGCGGCUCGGUCUAUUUAAAAAAAAAACUACACUUCCCAGUGUGCUGUUCGGCAGGACUUCCGGACUGAGCGCUGUGUCCCCGCCCCCUCUCUCCACCCUGUAGACUGUAGUUAGGUAUGUGUAGGUAUCAGAUGUGAUCAGAAUGGAGAGGAAGUGAGAGCCGGAGAUGAUGGGCUGAUUUCAUACCGACCGACCGAUCACAGAGCUGCUGGAUUCUCCUUCUAUCUGAUUAUUAGAGUGGUAGCCAAUCCACUGCCGGGGACCCCGACGACGUCCAAGGAGGGUGUGUAUUCACCUGACAGACACGCCCUCCGACAGUGUGAUGCGCAGACCCAGCGAUGCCUUACGUGGAUCGACAGAACCGCAUCUGUGGCUUUCUGGACAUUGAGGAAAAUGAGAACAGCGGCAAGUUCCUGCGCCGCUACUUCAUCCUGGAUACGAUGGAGGGGAGUCUGGUCUGGUACAUGGACAACCCGCAGAAUCUUCCGGAAGGAACAGCCAACGUCGGCUCCCUCAAGCUCACGUACAUUUCCAAGGUCAGCGACGCCACCAAGUUGCGUCCGAAGGCCGAGUUCUGCUUCGUCAUCAACGCUGGAAUGAGGAAGUUCUACCUGCAGGCCAAUGACAAGCAGGACCUGGUGGAGUGGGUCAAUGUGCUCAACAACGCCACCAAAAUCACAGUGCCAAAAUCAGGAGAUCACGGCGGGCAGAACCCAGCGGAGGCUUGUGUGGAGGUGCUGGGUGCCAUGAAGCAGGUCUCCUACAAGACGGAGAUCAUCGGAGGAGUUCCCAUCAUCACCACCACACAGGAAAAAGGUGAAGGCCAGAAUGGUGCUGAGAGGGGGGCACUGAGGAAGCCACACAGCCAGAUGCCCUACUACCUGAGCCGUGCCAACCAAGACCAGUCUGUGGUGAAGUCCGGCUUCUGCGUCAAACAGGGUGCACUGAUGAAGAACUGGAAGAGAAGAUACUUCAUGCUGGAUGAGAACGCCAUCAGUUAUUUUAAAUCAGACCUGGAGCGAGAGCCACUCCGGGUGAUUCCCCUGAAGGAGGUCAGCAAAGUCCAGGAGUGUAAGCAGAGUGAUCUGAUGAUGAGGGAUAACCUCUUUGAACUCGUCACUACCUCAAGAACCUUCUACAUCCAGACGGACAGUCCAGAGGAGAUGCACAGCUGGAUUAAAGCUAUAUCUGGAGCUAUAGUGGCUCAGCGAGGCCCUGGACGCUCUGCUGCUUCCGAGCGCCGGGAACCCCCAUCCAACUUUUACUGUAGCGAACAAGGACCCCCAGUCCCUCGCUCACCCAUCACCACUGAACACCACUUCCCAGAAUGCCACAACCCAGCGGGUCCUCAGCAUGACGUGGGAAGAGCCAGACCUCAGCGGAUUGUUGAGGGGCAGCCCGCGCAGCCGCCUGUCCCUUCAGGAUGCCCCGCGCCUCUUCUUCAAGUGAGCGGCGGCAAUGACUUAUCGCCCUGGGAGCGGAGGAGCAGCGCCGAGGUUUCAUCGCUCUCUGAGCUAGACGGGGACGAUUUGCAGAUUACAGAAGUUUAAAGAGCGUGAAUAUUUACUACAGUUUAAUUCCAGACGACGAGACGAGGGACUGCGGCACGGACGCGAAUGAUGUUGUCGGGAUGACCGGGAGCCCGGAUGAGCAGUACAGUGUGGAACUCUGUGUACACAGCUGGAUUAUGGGAUUGGUCUAUCAUCCAUGACUGCGGGAUGCUGUAGUUUGUACUACAGACUGACAUUCCAGCACAAACGUUCAGUCUGGUCGGAACGGGAAGUUCGGAACUGAAGAUUAAGACCUGUGAUAUGUUUGGGAUACAUUAAACACUCAAUCUUUUCCUUUUUUUUCUUUUGUCCUCAGGUACCUGCUGGCUUUUAUCUCCUGUAUCAUGUUUUAUUUAUCCUAAACUAAUAGAUUCAACAGGGGUGUAACGAUACGCAUAAUGUUCCAAACUUAACAUGAGGUUCUUGAAGCGACACACAGACGCCUUUAUUCAAAGCGACUUACAACUAAGACUAUCCAUUGCAAGCAAUUGAGGGUUAAGGGCCUUGCUCAAGGGCCCAACAGUAACAUGCUGGCAGAUGUGAUGCCUGAACCAGCAACCAUCCGAUUACUACUCCUGUACCUUAACCCUUGAGCUACCCUUGCCCAUCUUUUUGCAUUGACUUAAUUUGUAGGCGGUGCAAUGGCUCGGUGGGUAUCACUGUCACCUCACAGCAAGAAGGUCUUGGGUUCGAUUUCCGGGUGGAGCCCGUGUCUGCGUGGGUUCCUCCAACAGUACAAAGACAUGCAAGUGAGGUGAACUGGAGAUACAAAGUUUGAUAUUAAACCUGAACUGAUGAACCUUGUGUAAGCAGUAACUACCUGUCCUGUCAUGAAUGUAACCCAAGUGUGUAAAACAUAUGGAGGAACACACUACUCUCUACAUAUUCCUCCACCAUUCGUUCCGGUGCCUUGACCAGACAGUAGGAGUCGCUCUCGCAGCAGCAGGGAUGUCGCACCCCGUCUGUCCUUCCCUCUCUCAGACACGGCUAGUUGUGUCCGUUAAGCACCACCACCGGGACUCGAACCCAAGACCACAGGUCCACCCAGGCAUCCAUAUAUCUACCAUGAACCAAAUGUAUUGUAUUGUUAUAGAUGACAGUACAUAUUAGAUCAUGAAAUGUGUGUAUCGUUACACCUCCAGUGUUGAUGGAACUCGUUCAAACAAUUUUAUCCUUAAAUUUUAUAGAUUUUAGAACGUUUUUGUUGGGUGACUUUUCUUUUAUUUGCAGUGGAUGAGAGUACGGCAAAAAAUCUGACAACACAAACAUAAUCUGAUUGCACAUCCAGUUAGAGGAAAUAUGCUCUCAGUGAAAAUGUUUCAUGAUUCUGAGUCAAAUAAUCUGGGUUGCCAGAUUUCAGCUUUGUAGAAAAUCCUUUACAUUUGAGGCGUUUCGCAAACGCUUUUAUCCAAAGUGACUAACAGGUUAUGACUGAAUAGAUUUCAAGCGAUUCAGGUUUAAGUGGCACCGUUGUGGUGCUGUGGCUUGAACCGGCAACCUUCUGAUUACUAGUCCAGUACCUUAAGCCCUAAGCUACCAUAAAGUACCAUAAAGGGUAAGAAACCAUAGAGACAAAAUUUGCUGGUUUAAAACUGUACACAUGGGGUGCACGGCUUACAUUCUAAUGCGCUAGCUCACCACCGCUGAGAUCUCCAGCUGCUCUGGAGUUAAAAUCUCAGCUAUUUCGUCAAUCUGGCCAGGCGUCCGAGUCACAAUUGGCCGUGUCUGAGAGAGAGAGAGGGUGGUUGUCUGGGUUCCUCAGUGCUGCUGCAGAUGUGACGUCUGCUGGCUGGUUGAGGUGCAUGCACAAGGGGGGGAGAAAUCGCAGAGCAGUGUAGCGUGUCUCUCCAGACCCAAUGAAGCUCUGAAGAGUCUCGUCACUGGUCUCCUCUGUCAGGGCAGGGGUGGUGCAAGCCAUGGAAGUAUUACAGUCAGGGCAAUUGGAAACGACUAGAUUGGGAGAAAAGGGGAAAAAUUAUAACAGUGAUGGUUCUACACGGACAUGUUUAAGUGCAACACUUUUCUGUUUAUUUAAGAGUAUAAGAGAACAGAAUGAAACAGCGGGUGCUUUGCAUUUUAUGGAAAUAAUCUUUUUUGUUUAGGUAAAAACGCUCUGUGGCUGGUUGCUAGUUGCAUUUUGAAGGCUGCAUAACAUUGGUUUAGAGCCACUGUUACAUUUUUAUAUUUGAUUUUGAAAAUAAAGUCGACAUAUUACGGUCUGCAGCAGGAGGACAGCAGUUUAUCUCUUGGGGUCUCAUUCGGGGUAAAGUUACACUUUUGUUUCACAAAAACAGAGUUUCUCAGUCUCCUGGUGCAGCAGCAUCAGGUUAGUGUUAGUAUAAGAACACUGAAACGGCUUUGCAAAUAAUAUUAUAUAUAUAUUAUAUUAUAAAAUAUUACCAGGCGCCCAGGUGGUGCAGCGGGAUAUUCCACUAGCACACCAGCGCCGAGAUUCUGAACUCCUCGGUUUGAAACUCAGCGUUGCCAAGGGUCAGCUGGGCGCCAUCUGGCGGACAUAAUUGGCCAUGCCUGCAGCACGUAUCUGAAGGGGGUGGGGACCGGACUAUGUGGGUGGGUCAUCAUACGUUGUGUAAGGACCCUGAUUGGCGGAAGAGACGUCUGUGCAGAAUGCAGGGGCGAGAAGAGGAGGGCUGUACACGUGUCGGAAGAGGCGUGUACAGCGACGUGCUCUCCUCGGAUGCAAUCGGGUAUCCCUCAGCAGCGGAAGACAAUUUUAGUGCGCUAAAUCGGGAGGAAACAAUUAAUUGGCCACCGUAUCUGCAGGGGGUGGGGACCGGACUAUGUGUGGGUGGGAUCUUCAUACGCUGUGUAAGGACCCUGAUUGGCAGAAAAGACGCCCGUGCAGAAUGCAGGCGUGUGCAGCGACAUGCUCUCCUCGGAUACAAUCGGGUAUCCCUCAGCAGUGGAAGACAAAUUUAGUGCGCUAAAUUGAGAGGAAAAUGCAUUACAAAUAUACUGUAUAUAUAUAUAUUAUGACUUUAUUCUCAAAUUCACAUAUAAGAAAUGUAACAGUGGCCUUAAAGAACUGCUGUAAGAAAACUAGGCUGUUUUUUUCUGGGGGAUUAUGGGGGCGAGGUUUACAAAUCACGAUUUGCUACUGAUAUAUAUAUAUACGUAUAUUGCAUACAUCAACCUAAAAUCAGAAUUAGUUUUGUGUUGUCAGAUUUUGUAGCUCCCGGAUCUCUCACCCGCUGUACGUUAGGGUUCAGGGUUCAACUUCUACAAGCCAGAGGAAGAAACGAGAUCCAGUGAUUUGCUGAUGAAAUUACUGAAUAUUUUAGAAUCACAAACACGCUCUCAGUAACCAGUAACAAGAUUUUGUUGGGAAGAUGAUCGUACUGAUGGCUGACGAAGAGCCAUCAAUCGUCCAAUCAUACUGUCAAUUCUUCUUGUAGAUUUGUUUUGGGUUCUGGGUGCUGUAAGAGAUCCGUCUCUAAAAAUGAUGGUAUUUGGGGUGAUUGUGUCCAGCAUCAUGUUUAACUGACACUGAAUGGUCAGUUGGCUACUAGCCUGGAAGGGUGGAUUUGAAGCCACCACAUGCUUGGAGAAAAUGAAAAGCUGCUCAUUUCCAUUCUCCAACUAAGCUUACAGAUUUACAAGAUUGGCUAGUGUUGCUGAGUAGCUAGGACAUCAGUGCUAACCUUCCAUCCAGAGAACAUGGACAGUUCUUCUCUAGGUUUAAUCUUUAUAAGUUCUUGCCCAUUAUGCCUGGCAUUUAAAGCCUAGUCGCCUUUCCAAGCAAUGCCAAGAGGCGUCCAAAUUGAAGUUGGCCUUUAAUCCAUAUAAUCUGAACCUGCUCAAUCUUCUCAAAGCCGGUCAGAAAGGUCCUGAUUCAAACCAGUAACUCCUGCAGCUUGUACAACACCAUGGCUUGCAGUGAGCUUCAGCACAUAUGGAGGAUCACGCUGUACACUCUGUAUUCCUCUACCACUCGUCCCGGGGCCCCAACCAGACAGUCGGAGUUGGCCUGUAGAUCUGUAGAUCAGGUUUUUUAAACUUUUUUUUAAAGCAAUCCACAUUAUGUCCAUUAUUUUUACCGCAACACAGGCAGCACAAACAACUCAUCAAAAUAAAACACAAAACGAAAUUAACUUAAUUCGUGAAACUGGGGGCGCUCAGGUGGUGCUGCGGUAAAACACACUAGCACACCAGAGCUGACAUUUCAAACUCACCGUUUAUAGCUCUGCUGGGCGCCUACACGAACAACGAUUGGCUGUUGUUCAUACAGGGUGGGAGAUGGAUGGGGACCUCAUAACUGAUACAAUUACGACCUCUGCUGGCUGAUUGAUGGCGCCUGCACAGAGACUGGGAUAAAGUGUUGAUCGGGGUGUGGCUCUCCGUACACAAAGCUGAUCCGCAUACGAACUCACCUUGUGCAGGUGAAAAGAUGCAGUCGGUACUGCACACGUGUCGGGGGGCGUGUGUCAAUCUCGCUCUCCUCAACCAGGCGGAGAUCAGCAUUAGUAGAGAGGAAGCGUAAUGCACUGGGUAAUUGGAUACGCUAAAGUGGUAAUGAAAUUGUCUUAAUGAAAUUGGUGGCAAUCUGGUCCCACUGUGGAUUACAACAUGUAACCUAAAGCCUCCACAAGAGGGCAAUCGUGUACAAGUUCAUUUCGUGUUGUGCCUGUUAUUAUUUGUUUAUUUAAUCAUUAUUAAGGGUCACAACCCAGGGUUUGAAAGACCCUGCUGUAGAGUACCCAGACUUCGCGGUGGUAGGCUGGUGCCCGACCUGAACCGUUCCCCGAUGCUGAACACAAUCCACCUGGUUUUCUAGUCACACUAACUCCACACUAAUGUUAGAUAUGUUCGUAGUUUUUUCUAGGAUGAAAUAUCGGUUCAUUCUCUCUCAGUAGCGUCUUCACGCCUCUUUGUGGUUCUGUGCUGUGUUCUGUUCUGAUUGGACGGCGCCCGUGUUACCGCGCCGUCUGCGUUCUUGUGUCGACUUGUCCGCCCGUGAACCGCGUUGCACAAUUCCUACUUUACAAGUGCCUGCAUAGUUUCCACAUGACGUCGAGCUGAUUUUCAUCCUUGGGGUGUUGAGCUCCACUUUCCUAAAUCAUCUGCAUUAUUUAUUAUGUGAAAAAGAUUAAACUGACCAAUUCUAACUGCU